Molecule: messenger RNA, 788 nt
Organism: Ruditapes philippinarum (Manila clam)
Lineage: Eukaryota; Metazoa; Mollusca; Bivalvia; Venerida; Veneridae
Product: vitelline membrane outer layer protein 1-like
Exons: 3
Coding region: 108-752 (214 amino acids)
Source: RefSeq, a predicted model, not a curated record
UCGAAACACUCGAUGGUAAAUAUUUAUAAAUAUAAUCACUAGUUCGACGUUACUUAAGUUUUUACUGAAGAGAGAUAAAACAAAUAAGUAGAUAUCAACGUGUCAAAAUGGCGGCCGUUUUUAACUUGAUUGUUUUUAUCUCUUGUGCCGUCAAUGCUGUUGGCUUUCUUCUUGUUCACGAGAAUAUUCAGAGGAACGUGACAAAGAUAUUGACUGUUCCAAACGGAGGACCAUGGGGAACAUGGACGACGAAAGAGUUCUGUGCAGCAGGAUCUUAUGCAAUCGGAUACAAUAUGAAGAUAGAAAAACCUCAAGGGGCAGGUGAUGACACUGGUUUAAAUGCUUUAGUAUUAAGAUGUGCAACCAAAGAAGGACUCUUUGCUGGUACGGUACACUCAGGAGAGGGUCCCUGGGGAGACUGGGUUGCUCAGGACCCUAAAUACUGUGACAGUAACCAAGGAUUACAUCAUUUUAUGACAGGAUUUUCUAUGUAUGUGGAGCAAGACCAGGGUUCCGGUGAUGACACUAUCGUUGACUUUGUCAAGUUCAAAUGUCGAGACUUCGAGGCCGCUACACCUGAAUAUGACCUAGCAAUCGCUCCCGGCCACGGAACCUGGGGUAGCUGGGGUCCUUCGAGUGCUAGUUGCGGACCAAAUUCAGCUAUUUGCGGUUUCAUGUCAAAGAUCGAGAAACCUCAAGGAGGCGCUGAUGAUACAGCUCUCAAUGAUUUAACAAUGUAUUGCUGUACGUGAGUUUCAAUAAAUGAGCCUCGUCAUGACAAAUCCAAC